Penaeus indicus is the source of this 1626-nucleotide messenger RNA. RefSeq lists its product as uncharacterized. The transcript is spliced from 8 exons. The record is from RefSeq and is a predicted model, not a curated record. Gene Ontology annotation, cellular component: extracellular region. Bases 20 to 1378 code for a protein of 452 amino acids. NCBI's taxonomy places the organism in Eukaryota, Metazoa, Arthropoda, Malacostraca, Decapoda, Penaeidae.
CCUUUCCCAUCGAGUCAAGAUGGGGUGUGCUAGUGAAAAGGGAAUAAGAGGAAUCCUGAUGAUGGUGAUCUUAGUGAUGGUCACUGUGUCGUAUGCCGAUGCAGGAAAACGAAAGUGCAAAUUCAACGGAAAUAAAUUCAGUAUAGGAGAGGAAGUUCUUGGCCUCCCUGAUCACUGCUGUUCCCUCACGUGCGCAUCCGACGGGGGAAUAGGCAGGAAACAGAAGCAGACGAGGGCCAUUUUGACUCUCGAUUUCACGAGCCUCAACUCCUGUGCCUGUCAGUCUCCCUCUCGCUCUGUCCUCAACCUCACAGGUGUUCUAAGCCCGCGCCAACUCAAUCGUUGGGGCUCCGAAGGUAGGCUGAACAAGAAGCCUAAACCGAAACGCGGAUCGAAACACAGAGCGAAUAACAAAAAAACGAAAAAGUACAAGAAAGACAACAACAAGAGGACGAAAAAGGUGGGAGAGAGGGCAAAGAAGAAGAAGAAGGGAAGGUGUGUCUUCAACAAUAAGAAAUACAAAAGUAAUGAAAUCGUAGAAGAAGUGGCCAGGCGGUGUUUCGACUUAGUGUGUCAGGCGAAGCAGAAGAAGAAAAAGGGAAGUGUUGAGGUUGUUCCGAGGACUGAUUGCACGUGUUCGGACGAUGUGGACCCGCCCGCACCGCCACCGCCACCGCCACCGCCACCAUCCCGAGACUGCAGCGAAUAUGCCGAAACCUUUACGCCGAGUCACUCCAUCUGCCAGCCCCAGAACAAGGCAUGCGGCAUACACAGGGAAGGCGUGAGCGAGGAGGAGAAGAAGAUGAUAUUGAAAGAACAUAAUGAGUAUAGGGCGAAGGUCGCCCGAGGGGAAGAGAAGCGAGGCGCGCCCGGCCCCCAGCCCUCCGCCGCCAACAUGAUGGAGAUGGUUUGGAAUCAGGAGCUGGCCGACGUGGCACAGGCUUGGUGUAAUACCUGUCCUGCGAACCACGACUGCAAUGACUGUCGGAAAGUGUUUAGCAUAGACGGCUUCGUGGGACAAAAUUUGUACUGGCAUUUUUCGUUCCAGUCAGAACAGGUUUGGAGUCAAGCACUGGGGGCCUUCUACGAUGAGGUGCAGUUCGUCCCCAAAACCCUGGUGGAUAGAUAUCUGACAAUUCCCACACCAGGACCGAUUGGCCACUACACCCAGAUGGUUUGGGCUGAAACGCGCGAGCUGGGCUGUGGCGCUGCCUACCACGGACCUUGUGCCGGAAAUUUCCCAGAGUGCAAGACGUAUUGUUGCAACUAUGGUCCUGCAGGAAAUAUUUUGUCGAGGCCUAUGUACGAAAAAGGUCCUGCAGCUUCUAACUGUCCAAAUGGAAAAUCUGGUGAUUAUGAUGGACUCUGUAAACCAUAAUUUCUUUUGCAAUUUGCAUAUUUCAGUGUUUCUCUACCUGGUUUAUAUUUUAAAAAAAAGUUGUGAUGCUUCCGGCUAUCAGUGUGCGAAAAACAAAUUUUAUGGAUUAAAUAUUUAGUCAGUUUUAAUUCACAUUUGUUUUUAGCUAAAUAUAAGUUAUAUAAUAACAUCAUCAUCUUUGUAACAUAUGCAGUAUGCCAGGUGUGUAGACAUUAAAUGAAUAAUUAUUCAAUAUUAUUAAAAUUUGU